AUGCGUCGCAGGUGGGCAUGCCCGAAAGUUCAUCUCCUCCUCGUUAGCUUGUUGCUCAUGGUGAUCAAGUUCGCGCAAGCUUCUUCCCUCAGCGUCUGUCCUCUUUCUCGCGGAAGCGUCGCCCUGCAAGCGAGCAAGUCCCUUGCUGCUGCAAAGCUGCGCGGAGGAGGAGAGGGUGGACACAAGAGCAGGAGGAGAAAGAAGGGCAAGAACCAGGCUCAGGCUCACAACAUCUCCUUACAGAACUUUCAGACCAUUCGACCCAAGAAUGUCCUGCAAGAGCUCCAGACGCCUGAGGUGCCUGCAGCUCUAGACGGCGGUGGACAACAGGACGCAGUCGGCCAUAGUGCGAGCGAGCGAGGGGCAGGGGCAGGAGCAGGAGCAGGAGCAGGAGCAGGAGCAGGAGCAGGAGCAGGAGCAGGAGCAGGAGCAGGAGCAGGAGCAGGAGCAGGAGCAGGAGCAGGAGCAGGAGCAGGAGCGCCGAAGAUGGGAGAUCAUGGCAGGCGGAAGCGGGACGGGGCAAAUGAUUCGGAUGAACGGCAGGCACCGCUGGAGCGUUCGAGGGAGGCACGUGGCGAGAAGCCGUUGCCACAAGUCGUGGAUCAAAAUCGAACCCGAGGAGAGAAUGAAAGGGAGCGGAAGGAGGCAGCGUUGAAAAGGAAGGAGAAGAAAAAUGUGGAUGAGAUGGUGGCCGGGCAUCAGGAGCGUUCCAAGGCCCAGGAGCAGAAGGAUCUUCAUGCUCCGACAUCUCAGACGCGCUGGGAUGACAAGGAGGAGGAGGUGCGCGAGCAGGCACGGGGCCAGCAACAUGCAAAGUUACAGCUUGAGAAACAUCGGGUUAAAGUGCAGGAGCAGGAGCAGGAGCAGGAGCAGGAGCAGGAGCAGGAGCAGGAGCAGGAGCAAGAGCAGGAGCAGGAGCAGGAGCAGGAGCAGGAGCAGGAGCAGGAGCAGGAGCAGGAGCAAGUGCAGAAGAGCGUGCAGGAGAGCGUGCAGGAUCGGCGAGAGCGUCAAGGUACGGAAGAGCGUUACAGAUUUCAGGAGCGGCAGAGGCAAUGGGAUCAGCAUCAGGAGAAGGCGCCUCUGCACGAUUCAGCAGGUCAUCAGCGAAGAGGGCAGAGGAUGUUUCAGCGGGAGUUGACUCCCGAAAGUCUGCAUGGUAGCGAUGAGGAUGAUGAAGAUACGGACUUCUUCGAUUUCGACUAUGUGCCGAGAUCGACCUUGACGCAGCGGAGAGAGAAGGAGGAGGAGGAGAAGUUGAAGAUGUUCGGAGGGCGGCUGGGAGAUAUCGUUAACAAGCCUGUCACCCCUAGAUGGAAGAGCGUUGAUGACGAAGUCGUUCAGCAAGAAGACUUGGCUCAGGGGAUGACUUGGUCGCAGAGGAGGAAGCUGGAGGAGGUGGAGAGGAUUGCGAGGGAGUUUGGAGGAGGUCUUGACGCCCUCAGGAGUGGCAAGGAAGAGGGGAGCGAGCCUGAGAAUUUUCAGGCAGGGCCGCUGGACUCAUUGCAGAGCCCCAGCUGGAAAGAGAGGAAGAGGAAGGAGCAGGAGGACCUGAUGAAAUCUUUCGGGGGAGGGCUUGACAGUCUCGUGAAGCAUGAAUCUUCCUUUGAGAGGCAGAAGAGACUGGCGAGGGAACGGGCAGAGAAGAGGCGACAACGUGGGGAGCGAGCUCAGGAGAAUGAAGCUGGGAGGGAUUGA
Molecule: messenger RNA, 1695 nt
Organism: Guillardia theta CCMP2712
Lineage: Eukaryota; Cryptophyceae; Pyrenomonadales; Geminigeraceae
Exons: 1
Coding region: 1-1695 (564 amino acids)
Source: RefSeq, a predicted model, not a curated record